UGGCAUUAGGAUUUCAGGGCGAAAUGACUAAGGGGCGAUCAAACAGAGGCACAUCAAUUACAUUACGGUCCAGGUUCAUCGUCCGGUUGAGCUGAGCAUGGUAUGAGAUGUUGUACGCUCGCUGCCUCCACUCUCUCCAUCUUCCCAAUCCUCUGACCCACCACAGAUUAAGUCCCCAGGGUCUUCCCUUGUCACAAUCGCCUCCUCUCAAGUUCAGCAACGCUAGAUUUCAGAAGAUGGAUGCUAAACUCAAUGACAUUGCCAUCACCACAAACGAGUUUGACUUCCUCACCCAGAAGACUUACUCGCCUCCUUCCUGGGCCUCCCAUCUCAAUCCCUUGCCAUCGCAUAUCUUCUCCCUUGCCCAUCUACCCACUCCCAUUCACAAAUGGAAUCUUCCUAAUUUGCCGAGCGGCACGGAGGUGUGGCUCAAGCGUGAUGAUCUUACAGGAAUGCAAUUGAGUGGAAACAAGGUCAGAAAACUGGAAUUCUUGAUGGCAGAUGCCAUAGCGCAAGGUGCAGACUGCAUUAUUACAAUUGGAGGCAUCCAAAGCAAUCACUGUCGUGCAACUGCUGUUGCUGCAAAGUAUUUAAAUCUUGACUGUUAUCUGAUACUUCGCAUUUCUAAGGUGCUAGCAGACCAAGAUCCUGGACUGACUGGCAACCUUCUAGUUGAGCGUUUGGCAGGAGCUCACAUUGAACUUAUAUCCAAAGAAGAAUAUUCAAAAAUCGGUGCUGUGACACUUACCAAUGUCCUAAAAGAAAAGUUGAUAAAGGAAGGGAGGAGGCCUUAUGUCAUUCCUGUGGGAGGAUCAAACUCCCUAGGAACAUGGGGUUAUAUUAAGGCAGUUCGGGAGAUUGAGCAGCAGAUUCAAAGAGGGCCUAGCAAUAUUAAGUUUGAUGAUAUUGUUGUCGCAUGUGGCAGUGGGGGUACAAUUGCUGGUCUGUCAUUGGGGUCAUCAUUGAGUUCAUUGAAAGCUAGAGUGCAUGCAUUCUCUGUUUGUGAUAGCCCUGAUUACUUCUAUGACUUUGUCCAAGGGCUUCUUGAUGGACUUGAAGCUGGUGUUAACUCACGCGAUAUUGUUGACAUACAAAAUGCCAAGGGUCUUGGCUAUGCAAUUAACACUUCAGAGGAGCUUAAUCUUGUAAAAGAAAUCUCUAAAGCUACUGGUGUGGUACUUGACCCAGUAUACAGCGGAAAAGGUGCUUAUGGAAUGUUGAAAGAUAUGUCUGAGAAUCCCAAGAAGUGGGAAGGAAGAAAGAUCCUUUUCAUUCAUACAGGUGGCCUCCUUGGCUUGUAUGACAAAGUCGAUCAAUUGGCUCCACUGGUAGGGAAUUGGCGUCGAAUGGAUGUUCAUGAAUCUGUUCCUAGACAGGAUGGCAUUGGAAAGAUGUUCUAGACUAGAGAGCAAAACCUUGCAUUGCCUGAAUCGCAUGUUGUGGUAUUUUGUUUAAUCUGUACUUUGCGGUGAUGCAGACGGUGUACUCAUCAAGUUACUGCAUAAUAACCAUACCCAUAAUGAAACAUUGCAAUGGCAUCAUUCAUGUCACUAGUUUUGCUCAUUUUCUCUGGGAUGUAAUUUAUCUCUGUAUCUUAUCCGAAUAUGCUUGAAAAUAAUAAUAAAAUUACUUGUGAGUUUCACCAAAAGAAUUA
This is a messenger RNA of Prosopis cineraria, 1654 nucleotides long. Its product is annotated as bifunctional D-cysteine desulfhydrase/1-aminocyclopropane-1-carboxylate deaminase, mitochondrial-like. The transcript has 10 exons. The record is from RefSeq and is a predicted model, not a curated record. NCBI's taxonomy places the organism in Eukaryota, Viridiplantae, Streptophyta, Magnoliopsida, Fabales, Fabaceae. Gene Ontology annotation, molecular function: D-cysteine desulfhydrase activity. The coding region runs from base 108 to 1400 and encodes 430 amino acids.